AUAUAUUACAAAAAAACAAUAAAUUCGAAAAAAAGGAAAAACUAGGGUUCAGUACUUCAGCACCUCCGUGGCGGCGUCUUUAUAAAUUCCAAACCCUACAUAUUCUUCUUGUUUUACUCCAUCUCCUCACGCCUCUGCCUCCGCCGGUUUAGCAGCUCAACUUGUAAGAUGGUGAGAGUCAGUGUUUUGAAUGAUGCCUUGAAGAGCAUGUAUAAUGCUGAGAAGAGGGGGAAACGGCAGGUCAUGAUCAGGCCUUCGUCGAAAGUGAUUGUCAAGUUUCUUCUGGUUAUGCAGAAGCACGGAUACAUUGGUGAGUUUGAGUUUGUCGAUGACCACAGAUCCGGCAAAAUCGUUGUUGAGCUGAACGGAAGGCUCAACAAGUGUGGUGUCAUCAGUCCCCGUUUUGAUGUUGGUGUCAAGGAAAUUGAGCCCUGGACUGCAAGACUUCUUCCAUCUAGACAGUUUGGUUACAUCGUGCUGACAACAUCUGCUGGAAUCAUGGAUCACGAAGAGGCCCGCAGGAAGAACGUUGGAGGAAAGGUUCUUGGGUUCUUUUACUAGAGAUGUUGUGUUGCUUUUUGGUUCAUUUUCAAUUUAGUGGAUGAGAAUUUUCUGUUAAAGUUUCAUCAGGCGUGACGUUUAUCUUCUUUAAGUUGUUGAUGUUAUUACAUGAAGAUUAUAUUUGUUAGGAAUGCUAGAGAUGCAUCUUUGUUAUGGACAAAUUCCUUUGUUUUGACAGAAAAAUAGAGCCCAAAUUAUGUUUUAA
Molecule: messenger RNA, 766 nt
Organism: Salvia splendens (bonfire salvia)
Lineage: Eukaryota; Viridiplantae; Streptophyta; Magnoliopsida; Lamiales; Lamiaceae
Product: 40S ribosomal protein S15a
Exons: 4
Coding region: 169-561 (130 amino acids)
Biological process (GO): translation
Cellular component (GO): ribosome
Molecular function (GO): structural constituent of ribosome
Source: RefSeq, a predicted model, not a curated record